AUGACAAGACACGAUGGGUAUGGCACACAGCAGAAGAUUGAUCCGGCCAGGCAAGCGCAGCUCGAUCAAGCUCAAGCUCUCCGCCCACCCACGCCUGCUCCCCAAGAGUCUGAGUACGGUCAGCCCGACAUGCCCUUCAUGUUCGAUUUGAACAUGUAUACCUUCCUCGGCAUGUGCCUCACCAUGACGUUCCUGAGGAAAUACGCCUACACCUCUCUCACCAUGUCCUUCUUGAUGAGCUGCCUGGCGCAAGAGUGGUGCUCGCUCUUGCUGCAAUGGAUCGACGCCUCCUACUGUGAGAGCUUGAAAACCAAGUUUGCGCUGGUUGGAUGUCCGUACAGUAAGAACCCAAGUCUCACUCAGUUUGAAAACUAUCAACGUACACGCGCCUGCACGUGCAGUGGACUAUCAAGCAUAAAUGGCUUGCCGCCUUUAGCCCUCCAGAUUUCAGAUUUCUUGAAGGGUCAGUAUGGAGUUGUUGCUGUCUUGGUCUCCUACGGUGCCCUAUUGGGGAAGGUGAAUCCGCAGCAGAUGAUGCUGAUAGUUGUCAUCAACGUUGGAGCCUAUUGCGGGAACAAGUUCUUAAGCGUCGAUUAUCGAGGAGGCGUAGACAACACUGGGAGUCUUUACACCACCCACAUCUUUGGAGCUGCUUAUGGUAUCGGAUGUGCCAUCGUCGUAUCAGGCAAAGGUCUGAGCAAGAACCCGGACAACUCAUCGCGAUAUCAGAGCAACAAUUACGCCAUCCUGGGGUCUCUGUUCAUGUUUGUGACGUUCCCUUCCUUCAACUCCUACUGGGCCCCUGCCUCCUUGAGGGUGUUCGUGGCGACCAACACGUUCGCUGCUAUGAUGGCGGGAGGAAUGUUCAACUUCAUAUGGGCAAAUUUGGUCUACCCUGAGGGCCCUACAGUCAUGCACCUCCAAGACGGAGUACUUGCGGCUGGAGUAGCCGCGUCGACUCCAGCGUGUAUGUUCAUCGAUCCAGUGUUUAUGAUGUUGGUCGGUGCUGGGGGAACGCUGUUAGCAACCCUCUCGUUCCAUUACCUGCAGCCCAUCAUCGCGGAUCAGGACACACAGGGGAUCGCGAGCCUGCACCUGAUCCCUGGGCUCUGGGGGGCGACGGUUAUGAUCUUUGUGUGCAUCUUUGGGAUCGACAACAACACUGUGGUGCGUCUCAUGGAGCAACAAGAGUUAUCACUCUCCCUGCUCAACCUGCUGCAGACGCUCCGGAACGCGGACCUGAUUGACACCAUCAUGCCGCAUUACGGAGACAAAUGGGCUUCGACCGAGACGCAGACCAUCAUCGUUGCUUUCAGCAUCUUCGUCGGAGGAUUGUCAGGAGCAGCUACGGGAGUCGUUGCCAAGCUAACAUGUUCGAAGUCAAUCUUUCAUUACAAGAGCACUGACUCUUGUUGGUUCACAGCAAAAAUCUCCAUUGGAGGAAGCUAUUCGGAUCAUGUUUUCUGGAUCGUUCCAGACGACUUCACUCACAUCGGUGAGGAUGAUGCUGGCGAGAAGGUUCUGUAG
This is a messenger RNA of Guillardia theta CCMP2712, 1527 nucleotides long. RefSeq lists its product as hypothetical. Gene Ontology annotation, biological process: ammonium homeostasis; ammonium transmembrane transport. Bases 1 to 1527 code for a protein of 508 amino acids. Gene Ontology annotation, cellular component: membrane. NCBI's taxonomy places the organism in Eukaryota, Cryptophyceae, Pyrenomonadales, Geminigeraceae. Gene Ontology annotation, molecular function: ammonium channel activity. The transcript is spliced from 11 exons. The record is from RefSeq and is a predicted model, not a curated record.